Anopheles coluzzii is the source of this 3124-nucleotide messenger RNA. RefSeq names its product protein dissatisfaction (gene dsf). The transcript has 7 exons. The record is from RefSeq and is a predicted model, not a curated record. Lineage: Eukaryota; Metazoa; Arthropoda; Insecta; Diptera; Culicidae. Gene Ontology annotation, biological process: anatomical structure development; cell differentiation; regulation of transcription by RNA polymerase II. The coding region runs from base 224 to 2134 and encodes 636 amino acids. Gene Ontology annotation, molecular function: RNA polymerase II cis-regulatory region sequence-specific DNA binding; nuclear receptor activity; zinc ion binding.
ACAAAACUUGCGACGGAAAAGGAUAUAUUUGUACAGCUGAAAAAGUCAGCUUUAGCCACCGCGAGUGUUGUGCGAGUGAGUGAAGUGUUGUUCCAGUGUGUAUUGUUUUGUGUGUUUUCGCGACGGGAAAGAACUGCCGGGCUUGGAAUUUAGCUGCCUUGUUGAAGCCUUUGGGGCAAACAGGCUCACGGUGGAUUUCAAACUCAUUUGGCAACCGCGCAGAAUGGGAACAGGUGACAGAUUGCUAGACAUACCGUGCAAAGUGUGCGGCGACCGCAGCUCGGGCAAACACUACGGCAUCUACAGUUGCGAUGGUUGCUCAGGGUUCUUCAAACGCAGCAUCCACCGGAAUCGGGUGUACACGUGCAAGGCGGCCGGUGAGCUGAAGGGCCGCUGUCCAGUAGAUAAGACCCACCGUAACCAGUGCCGUGCCUGCCGGCUUUCCAAGUGCUUCCAAUCGGCCAUGAACAAGGACGCCGUCCAACACGAGCGUGGCCCGCGGAAACCGAAACUCCAGCACCUGCAAACGAACGGGGGCCACCCGGGCCAUCCUCAUCUGGCCGGCCCGUUCGUGAACAGUGCAUCGUACGGACACGCAAUGUCCCACUUCCCGCCCGGGCUGCACCAUUCCGCAAUGGCCGGCUCAAACGCGCUGCUGCACCAUCCCCAGCCGCUCUCCUUUGCACCGCUCGGCCACCAUAUCGGUCCCUCGUUACUGCCGCCGGUCAAGCUGGAACAGAACAAGUUCGAGUUUAGCCUCGGUACAUCGAACGGUAGCAACGGUGGCAACGGUGGCGGUGCCGGUCAAAUGCCGGGAGGCACGAACCUGCUGUCCCCGAUUAAGAUCGAGCACGGCAAAAUGAUGACGUCCGUCGGUGGGUUCGAGUUUUCCGCGGCCGGGCACGUGCAGCACAUGUACAAGUCGCUGGAACCGAUGCCCCCGUCGCCGACCGAUUCGAAGAGCUCGAUUAGCGUGGACUCGCCGUCGGAAAGUUUGACCAGCCCGCACUCGACCGUGGACGGCAGCUCGAGCGUGCUCAGCCCGACACCGAUCAACGCCGCCAGCCUAAGCCUUCCGUCCCCGCUGUCGCAGAACGGUGUGCUCGACAUCCUGAUGAGCACGGACAAGUGCCAGGAGUUUAUCCAGUACCAGAUGCACAACAGUAGUAUUGCGUUCCCUGGGUUCACGCCCGUUAGCAGCGCCUCGAGUGGAAUUUCGGUCGCACCGCCGUUGCCGCCACCCACGCAUCAAGGUGUACCGCCGCCAUCGUCACUCGCGCCAUCACACCCACCAGGACAGUCUGUCUCAACAGCGACAGCUUCGCCCACGGGACUGGCGCAUCCAACACCAACGGCAGCAGCAGUAACGCCACAUCCACCACCACCACCGCCACCACUCGUUCCCCAUCCGAUCGCGCUAACUGCGCUGCCGCCCGAGGGUCCAACCAUCAUCAGGCUUCCUACCUGGGAGAUUUUACAGGAAACUACGGCCCGGUUACUGUUCAUGUCCGUCCGAUGGGUGAGGUGCUUGAUCCCGUUCCAAACACUCUCCAAAAAUGACCAACACCUACUGCUACAGGAAUCGUGGAAAGAGCUGUUCCUUCUCAACUUUGCCCAGUGGAGUGUACCGUGGGAUCUGAGCGGACUGCUCGAUUCGCCCCAGGUGCGGGACCGGUUGCCACCGGACGCAGCGACCCAGCUCGAGAUGAAGACGAUGCAGGAGAUUCUCUGCCGCUUUCGCCAAAUUUCGCCCGACCUAAGCGAGCUGGGAUGCAUGAAGGCGGUAAUCCUGUUUUCACCCGAAACGUCCGAACUGUGCGACGUCCAGCCGGUCGAGAUGCUACAGGACCAGGCCCAGUGCGUCCUGUCCGAGCACGUGCGCGUUCGCUACCCGCGCCAACCGACCCGGUUUGGGCGGCUUCUUCUACUCCUGCCGCUGCUCCGUACCAUCCGGUCCACCACCAUCGAGACGCUGUUCUUCAAGGAAACGAUUGGUACCGUGCCCAUCUCCCGGCUCCUGAUCGACAUGUACCAGAUGGAAAAGUACACCGAUCUGGAGGGUGGCGGUGGCGGUGGUGGUGGUGGUGCAGGGACACCACCUACACCGAACGGUGCCCUUACGCCAAAGGCAUAAAUCGGUGCGACAGACUUCGGGUUUACUUUUUUUAUUUUCCCUGUCCUGUUUUUAAGAGAAGCAGAAAACCUAACCGCGCACAACAGCGCUUCUCAUCGCUGUCCCAAUUGCUGCAGUUUGCAUGUUACUGAGGGUACAAGUAUUUUUCCAACGCUUCCGGCUGUUUGAGUUUUAUUCCGCACGGUUACAGUUGUGCCCAGGAUUGGGGAUGUUCUUUUGUUUCUUCCUCCCUAGCUUCACUUUAUUUCGCUCAAUUUCAUGUGUCCUCUUUGUGCUGAUUACAUGGUGGGCAACAACUUUUUGUCCUCAAGUGAAGUAAAAAAAUUGCAGCAAAAAAUAAAUGGUACUACACCACAUCACCAUCCCGUCUAGAAAUCAGUCGGUGCGAUCAGGUUCUCAGAAAUGUUUUUAUGGCCGUGAAGAAGUAGAUAAAAACCACACAAGCACAAUUGGAAAAACAAUUUAGCUGACCGCGAUACCGAUGUACGGUGAAAUUGUGUUAUUUUUUAAUUUGCAGAAUAAAUCUAGGAAAAAUAUUGCGCGUGAAGAGGAAUUGUGCGAGCUGGUUUACUUUUAGACUCACCUACAAAGGUUGAACACGCUUCUCCGAAUAUAGCGACUAGCGAGAUAAGAAAAGUCGAGCUAGCAAGACAUGAAGCAGAGAAACUGGUGUAGCGGAAAAAUCAUACUCCAGUGUAGGUACAGGUACCGUUGUCCAAAUGUAAUCUGUUUUUGGUACAUCCUUUCCGCCCCAGUAGAGCAAACCACAGGCAACCAUGAUGAUGAUGAUAACCAGUUUCUGUUUUGUAAAAUGUUGUACAUUUUUAAAGCGUAAUUUAAUCUAGAAAUGAAUCAAACAUGAACUUAUGGAACGGCGAAACUAACGGGUGUUAAAUGUUAGCAUUAAAAUGAAAGAAACGAUCAAUUGAAUGAAUCGCUCUGGGGACACAAAGGUAAGUUUUGAUGCAUCUUUACCAAACUGAUAACACC